AUGCCACUACAUUCUCCUUCGGCUUUAGUUGAGCAUUCUGCCAUUGUUGUAAAGUUGACCGGGCUCUAUGAAGAACCACCAAAGAAUCUUCAUGCUUCUGCUGCCAUACAACAAAUUCCUUUAUCCAUGCGCCAACAAUCAGACAUGUGGUAUUGGAAUCAGAACAGGCUUGGGGUUUACAAGGUGAAAGAAGGAUAUAGACUUGCUAUAGAUGAAGCGGACCAUCAGUUUUAUUUGAAUGAUGAUAUGUGGGAACGAAUUUGGAAGGUGAAGGUACCAGCAAAAGUCAAUUUUUUUAUAUGGAGAGUACUUCGUGGGUGCUUACCUUGUAAUUUUAAUUUGAGGAAGCGUAAGGUUGAAGUACAGGAUGCUUGCAUUGUUUGUGGCUUAUUCCAGGAAACCGAGUUACACCUGCUUCAUGAUUGUACUCACGCCCAAGCUGUGUGGGUGUCUUCCAUAAUAGGAUGGGAACCCAUACAUGAUCUUAAAAUAUGGUUUUCUAAUCUUAUUAUGACAGGUACACAUACCCAGAAAGAAGAAUUAUUUAUGUUGUCUUGGAGUCUAUGGCACAGCAGGAAUCAAGUAUUAUGGCAGCAGAAGCAUGAAGAUUCUUUGGUGGUUCUUCAUAGAGCCCGGUCAACUUUACAACAAUGGCAGAAUGCUCAACUAAAGCCGAAGGAGAAUGUAGUGGCAUUGGCGCGUAAUAGACAAUGGAUAGCACCAGAAAUUGGAAAGUUCAAAUGCAAUAUUGACAUAGCUAUUUUGACAAACAGCAGGUUCGGGUUGGGUUUUAUUCUGCGUAAUCAUCAGGGGUUAUGUGAGGCUGGAAAGAUUGAAGCUAUUUAUGGGAAUGCUGACCCAACGAUAGGAGAGGCGUUAUGUUUCAGAGAAGCACUAAGUUGGUUGAAAACAUUGCCAUAUCAUCAUGUUACUGUGGAGACGGAUUGCCAGGUAGUAACGAAAGCCUUGAUAUCUCAAGAUAAUGAGGUUUUAUCUUAUUUUCAGAGUAUUAUCGUUGAUUGUAAAGCUCUAUUAAAUGAGCUACCGAAUGUGAGUUUUCGUUUUGUGUAUAGAUCAGCGAAUCAUGUUGCCCAUUGUUGUGCAAGAGCGGCUGGUUCCAUGUCUGGUCUUUCUUGGGGGGUAUGCCCUCCUAAUUUUCUGUAUGAGACUUUGAUGAUGGAUUUUAAUAAUAUGCGCUAA
Molecule: messenger RNA, 1200 nt
Organism: Manihot esculenta (cassava)
Lineage: Eukaryota; Viridiplantae; Streptophyta; Magnoliopsida; Malpighiales; Euphorbiaceae
Exons: 1
Coding region: 1-1200 (399 amino acids)
Molecular function (GO): RNA-DNA hybrid ribonuclease activity; nucleic acid binding
Source: RefSeq, a predicted model, not a curated record